This is a messenger RNA of Tilletiopsis washingtonensis, 2972 nucleotides long. RefSeq lists its product as hypothetical. Bases 51 to 2741 code for a protein of 896 amino acids. Gene Ontology annotation, biological process: intra-Golgi vesicle-mediated transport. The record is from RefSeq and is a predicted model, not a curated record. Lineage: Eukaryota; Fungi; Basidiomycota; Exobasidiomycetes; Entylomatales. The transcript has 4 exons. Gene Ontology annotation, cellular component: Golgi apparatus; COG complex.
CUCCGCGCCGCAGCUUCACCCACUCCGUCCAGCACCGGAGCCUCGCCGCCAUGUCCGUGCGCGCGGGCCGCUCCAGCAUCGCCAGCCUCGCGGCGGCGAGCGAGCACAGCGCCGCGUCCACGUCGUCGCCGCCGCGCCGCCGCCACGCGCGCACCGCGGCGCUCAACUCGUCGCUCAACGGCUCGCUGGCGUCGCUUAGCUCGCUCACCGCGCCGCCGUCGGGCGCAGCAGCGCCGGCACUCGACCCGAUGGCCGUGGGCGACGCCGACGUGGUGCUGGAGCGCAUGGGCGUGCGCGAGGCGACGGCAUGGGCCGAGCGCGUCGGCACGGCACACGCGGCUCUGCAGCAGGACCUGCGCAGCCUCGUCUCGGAGCGCUACCGCGACAUGCUCACCACCGCCGACACGAUCAUCUCGAUGGGCGCCAGCUCCACCUCGCUCGUCACGCACCUCUCUGCCGUGCACGCGGGCGCCGACUCUGCAGCGCCCGCAUCGCGCGGCACAGCGUCGAGCCGGCGUGAUGAUGGCGAACGCGCCGAGGAGCGGCAGGCGGCGCAGCUGGUGCAGAUGGCGGCGAGCCUGCGUCUUGUGCAGGAGGCGCCCGGCGUGCUGUGGGAGGCCAUCGCGCCGGCCGGCGAUGAGGCGACGUCCGCGGCGCCGCGCGGCGAGGCGCAGCAGCCGGGCGCCGUUGAGCCGGCUGCACUCCUGCGCGCAAGCUGGAUUGCGCGGCUGGCCGACGCUGCCUGGCAGGCAUGUCAGCAGAUGGACGCCGACGUGCAGCGCCUCUUCCCGUACGUGGCCGCGCAGCACGAGGCGCUGGCCCCGCUGCGGCUGCGCAUCUCGGCGCUCGUCUCGGCAGCGCUCGAGCGCGUCGGCAGCUACUCCGAGACGAUGACGCUGCUGCUGUGCAGCAGUCUGCUCUCAUCAGGCGACAGCGCGAAGCUGCUCGGGCUGCUCCUGCAGUGCCGUCAGGACGGCAUCGACAAGGCCCUCACCGCGCAGAACACGACGGUCACGCUCUCCGCCGCGCUGCGAGCCUACAGCUCGACUCUCGUCCAGGCGCGUCGGGCCUUUACGUCGAGCGCGCCGGGCACGCCGUCCCAUAUCGCAGAACUCCUCAGCGUCCUUGCGCUGCCAGACCCUGCCGCCGAUGGCAGCAUGGCUGCAGUCAGUCCGCCCGCUUCGCGAUCGCCACGGGACAGCCGCCGCAAGUCGAGCUAUGGCUUCGCCGUGCAGUCGCAGGCAGCGAUACGACCAUCAUUCCCGCCUUCGGCCAUGACCGCCCUGCAGACGAUGCCCAGUGCAAGCCUGAUCGCGCAUCUGCCCGCCAGCGUGCGCGGACACGUUGUCGCAGAGUCGGCCAGCGAGUCGUCCAGCGCAGAGACGCAGAUCGCGGCGUGGGCAGAGGCCACGCGGGCGACGUUCCUCGCACGGAUAGACACGCUUGUGCAACGGCUCGGCACUGUGCAGGCCCUGGGUCACGCUCAGGCAGCGGUGCAGUCGGCGGACAAGACUGCACGGCAUGAAGUCCGUGCGCUUGCCGGCGAGCGAAAACGCGUGACGCGAAGCGAGUACGUGGCGUUCGCAGAUGUGCUUCUUGAGCGCCUGGCGCAGCAGAGCCUGCGCGUCGUCGAGAUGCAGGUCGGCCGCGUCGUGGCUGCCGUCGAGCUUGGCGCGCGCACUGCGACCACGCAGCCAGCGGUCGAGAUAACGCCGCUCGCCUUCCUGUUCGAUUUGCCAGCAGAGUCGUCACAACCGCAUGCCUCAUCUUCAUCUGCACCAUCGCUGUCAAUGCGCCUGGCACAGCGGACCGCCUCGCUGGACGCCUCCUUGGCCGCCGUUGAGGCUGCUGCCAUCGCUGCCGGCGCAGACGUGACCUCGUAUGCCCGGCGCGCGCAUCGACAACGGCGGGGCGGAGGUGCAGAAGAGGCUACGAUGCCAUCGGCACACGAAGUGCUCCGCAGCGAGAUCGUGGCCCGCAUGAGUGCGAAGCUGCUCGCCGCUCUAGAGGCCCUCUUGGCCGAGACGCUCGCCGGGAUCGAGCCACAAGAAGAACGAGCACGAUCUCUCGGCCGUCUGGCCGCUGGCCUGGCUGCCUCGCGCACAUUCCGGGAGGCGCUUUGGCCGCCAUCUGCAGGCACCGACGCGUUCGCGAGCGUCCAGUCGGCGUUGCUCGACAUCUACCGACGCAGCAUGGCGCCGUGGAUAGCACAAGCUGCAGGCGCUGCAAUGACCGCGAGAAGCAUGGCCUCAGAUGCGCAGCCUCGAUCAGACGAUCCGUCUCGCGCUUCCGAGCCGCUUCUCCGAGCCCUGUCAUCGCUGGCAAGACGCGUGCACGCUGGCGGGCUCGGCUGGGGCAACGCGGAGCUGACAAAAGACGCGCUCAGCGCCUUUGUGCGCGAGUGGCUGGCAGCAGGCGACGUGCAAGCAUCCGACGCCCAGCUGUUGCGCACGCUCCUUGCAGCCAGCGGCCUGGACACGGCGCCUGUCGAGAAGCUGGCAGCGUCGUCGGGCCGCGACGAGCUUAGCGAGCGCUCUCGGCGAGGGCAGCUGGCAGGUCUGCGCCUCGAGCUUGCGCCUUUUCUGCCGCCCGACUUUGCGCGCGAGCUGGCCUCGGCGCCAGAGGCCGACGUAGCGCGAGCAUCGCCAUCACCCGACGGACCUUCUCUGCUGCGCCUGGCGCAGCCAGCCCGGGACCUGCCGGCUCCGCAGCUCGUGUCUGCCGAGGCGGUGAUGCAAUAGAUUACAGUGCUCAACCGUGUACGAGCGCCGCCUCCUCGUCGCGGAUCGAGUAGAGCCACUGCGAAGGUCAUUAGCGACAGCGUGCGGGCGACGCGACGGAGCCACUCACGCAUUUGCCCAGCUCGGCGAUGUGCUCGAGAAUCUGCUUGAUAUACUCGCGCUCCUCGCCGCCUUCAAUGCGCUCGCGCGCGUACGUGGCAGCACAGAGCUUGCGGAACGAGGCGCCGCCCA